Molecule: messenger RNA, 2188 nt
Organism: Fukomys damarensis (Damara mole-rat)
Lineage: Eukaryota; Metazoa; Chordata; Mammalia; Rodentia; Bathyergidae
Gene: Stk38l
Product: serine/threonine kinase 38 like
Exons: 15
Coding region: 201-1595 (464 amino acids)
Biological process (GO): intracellular signal transduction; peptidyl-serine phosphorylation
Molecular function (GO): protein serine/threonine kinase activity; ATP binding
Source: RefSeq, a predicted model, not a curated record
AACCCAGAGCCUUGCAGAAAGUACCAUGUGCUCUCCUGCUGAGCUAUUCCCAAGCCUCAAGGAUGAUAAUGACAGUGAUAAGGAUGAUACCUAACUGAUCUUCGGAGAAUGAUCAUGUAUUUUUUCUUCCUGUAUUUGUUUUCCAAAUAAUCCAGAAUUGUGUUCUAAAGAUCACAAAUCAACAAAAUGUUUCUGUUACUAUGGCAAUGACGGCAGGGACUACAACAACCUUUCCUAUGAGCAACCAUACCCGAGAAAGAGUGACUGUAGCCAAGCUCACAUUGGAGAAUUUUUACAGCAACCUAAUUUUACAGCAUGAAGAGAGAGAAACCAGGCAGAAGAAAUUAGAAGUGGCCAUGGAAGAAGAAGGAUUAGCAGAUGAAGAGAAAAAGUUACGCCGAUCACAACAUGCUCGCAAAGAAACGGAGUUCUUACGACUCAAGAGGACUAGGCUUGGAUUGGAUGACUUUGAGUCUCUGAAAGUUAUAGGAAGAGGAGCUUUUGGAGAGGUGAGGCUGGUCCAGAAGAAAGACACAGGCCAUAUCUAUGCAAUGAAGAUACUGAGAAAGGCUGAUAUGCUUGAAAAAGAACAGGUGGCACAUAUUCGAGCAGAAAGAGAUAUUUUGGUAGAAGCAGAUGGUGCCUGGGUGGUGAAGAUGUUUUACAGUUUUCAGGAUAAGAGGAACCUUUAUCUAAUCAUGGAAUUUCUCCCCGGAGGUGACAUGAUGACCUUGUUAAUGAAGAAGGAUACCUUGACAGAAGAGGAAACGCAGUUCUACAUUUCAGAGACUGUUCUGGCCAUAGAUGCAAUACACCAGUUGGGUUUCAUCCACCGAGAUAUUAAGCCAGACAACCUGUUAUUGGAUGCCAAGGGACAUGUAAAAUUAUCUGAUUUUGGUUUAUGCACGGGAUUAAAGAAAGCUCACAGAACUGAAUUCUACAGAAACCUCACUCACAACCCACCAAGUGACUUCUCAUUUCAGAACAUGAACUCAAAGAGGAAAGCAGAAACCUGGAAGAAGAACAGGAGGCAGCUGGCAUAUUCCACAGUUGGGACGCCAGAUUACAUUGCUCCAGAAGUCUUCAUGCAGACUGGUUACAACAAACUAUGUGACUGGUGGUCCCUGGGAGUUAUUAUGUAUGAAAUGCUAAUAGGCUAUCCACCUUUUUGCUCUGAAACUCCUCAGGAAACAUACAGAAAAGUGAUGAACUGGAAAGAAACUCUAGUAUUUCCUCCAGAAGUACCUAUUUCUGAGAAAGCCAAGGACUUAAUUCUCAGAUUUUGUAUUGAUUCUGAAAAUAGGAUUGGGAAUAGUGGAGUAGAAGAAAUAAAAGGCCAUCCCUUUUUUGAAGGUGUAGACUGGGGGCACAUAAGGGAAAGGCCAGCAGCAAUCCCUAUAGAAAUCAAAAGCAUUGAUGAUACUUCAAAUUUCGAUGACUUCCCUGAGUCUGACAUCUUACAGCCAGUGCCAAAUGCUACAGAACCAGACUACAAAUCCAAAGACUGGGUUUUUCUCAAUUACACCUACAAGAGGUUUGAAGGGCUGACUCAGCGUGGCUCCAUCCCCACUUACACGAAGGCUGGGAAAUUGUGAGCGAGCUCCACAGCACCCACAACCAUGAGCACUCAGGUAGCUGCACGCCAGGCCUGCUCAGCGCAGAUCUCCAGACCUGAAGUCUCCUGAGGAUGGCGGUGCUCACUGGCGACAGAGGAAAUUCUGUAGAACUAGGGUUUCUAAGUACUACAGGAAUGGGUUGGCAGUGCCAGCUGGAUUUUUUUUUAAUUUAUUAUUUUUGUUAACUUUAUCAUAUGAAGGUACUGGAAUAAAAGGAAUGUACAUCCCCGUCUGACUACCCCACCUGCCUGCGUAGUGAGGUCCAUCCCACCUGUGUGUGCUCUUGCUUUGGACUGGGACUCGGGAGAGACACAGCCAUCUCAUGCAGCAUUGGCCAGCUGUAGGCAGCACUGCUGUUUCUCUGCAGAUCUUAUGGGUCUAGAUACAUCAGUAAAAGCCAUCUUCCACAGCUGGUGUUAGAACAUUUACCCUAUUGGUUUGGACACCUGUAGAACAUAUCUGAAGACAAUUUCUGUAAUGCUUUUAAGAAAUUAAAAAAGAAAUGCACUGGUUCUUUAAAGAUAGAAUUUAUCAUCAACUUACUAUACAAACUGCAUAAUAGGGAAUGAAAA